AUGCGCCGCAUCGAUCUUUUCUGCAAACUCAUUGCCCCUGUGUUCAUCUCCCUGGUGGACAGCUUCUCGACGCGAGUCGCUAUCUGGACCGUCCUGGGACUGAACAUGGCAUCCGUACUGGUCGAGUACGUGGCCAUCGCACAGGUGUACCGGUCAGUUCCCGAGCUGAAAAAGCAUGCUGCUACUACGACCCUUGCCACGAGUCCGAAUAAUGCUGCUACACAAAUCCCAGGUCGGCCAUGCCAGGGUAUCGUGAGCUACUUGCGCGAAACGUUAGCCCCCUGGCAGGAUUUUGUAACCAACCGAGUUUUCAUAGCCUCGUUCGCACUGAGCCUGAUCUACCUCACAGUUCUGUCUUUUGGAGCUACUAUGGUCACUUACCUACUCCAUAGCGGAUUCGACUCACUGGAGGUCAGUUGCAUGCGUAUCGGCUCUGUGGCUGCCGAGCUUGCGGGAACCUGGAUCGCACCUCUCAUCAUGAACCGGAUUGGUCCCAUCCGCUCUGGGUUGUGGUUCCUGAACUGGCAAUUCUGCUGUGUGGCUGGCGCAGCGGCGGCAUAUGUUCCAUGGGACUCGAAUUCGCGGUUAGUUGCGGGAUGUCUUGUUAUCGGGGUGGCUCUAAGUCGGAUCGGACUCUGGGGCUUUGAUCUGUCGGUGCAAUUCCUCGUGCAGGAGAACGUCGAAGAGCAUGCCAGAACCCGCUUCUCGGCUACUGAGACGGCACUGCAGAACAUCUUUGAAAUGCUCUCGUUUGCAUCUACGAUUGUCUUUUCUCGUCCCGAGCAAUUUGAGUACCCGGUGAUGAUUAGCUCUGGGGCUGUUGCUGUUGCAGCGAUCUGCUUUGCGACAUACGUGCGCAAGGAGCGCGGGCAUCUGCUGCACCGGUCGAAGUGCAUGGGAGGAGACAAGGUGCUGUACCGGGCCGUCCCAUCGCCCGCAUAG
Penicillium argentinense is the source of this 942-nucleotide messenger RNA. Its product is annotated as putative iron-regulated transporter. Gene Ontology annotation, biological process: iron ion transmembrane transport. The record is from RefSeq and is a predicted model, not a curated record. The transcript is spliced from 2 exons. The coding region runs from base 1 to 942 and encodes 313 amino acids. Lineage: Eukaryota; Fungi; Ascomycota; Eurotiomycetes; Eurotiales; Aspergillaceae. Gene Ontology annotation, cellular component: membrane. Gene Ontology annotation, molecular function: iron ion transmembrane transporter activity.